AUGCGUGGCGUCGGGGAGAUCGGACGGCGUAUCACAAGCUCCACAACUCCACCUUAUCAAGAUAUCGCCUUCAACUCAAAUCGUAUCCCUUCAAGCAUAUUCUCGCGUCCCAGAGGACUUACUUACAAGAUGUCCGCUCAGAACUCCGCAGGCAUUCAGACCCUCCUCGAUGCCGAGAGAGAGGCCCAGAAGAUUGUCCAGCAAGCUAGAGAAUACCGUACCAAGCGGAUAAGAGACGCAAAGGCUGAAGCCCAGAAGGAGAUCGAAGAGUAUCGCAAGCAGAAGGAGGACGAAUUCAAGAAGUUCGAGGCUGAGCACUCGAGCGGGUACAAGAAGGCCGAGGAGGAUGCGAACAAAGAGGCAGAAGUCAAGCUCCAGGAGAUCAAGGAUGCCGGGAACGACAAGGGCAGCAAGGUGGUGGAGGAUCUUAUCCAUGCACUCAUCGACGUAAAGCCUGAGGCUUCGGAGAAAAUCGUGGUCAAGGCAUAGAUCUGUUGUUUCCUGCAGCAGCGUGAGGGUUCAUCAAUUUUGGGUUCUUUAUUUCCAGCCUGUGAAUAUUAUUUAGCUGUUUGAUCAUACAACUGCUCAUAUGUACGGAGUGCAUCCUUUCUAGAUUGUCUGCAGCUAGUGGAGGGGUGGGCAAUGUCCUUCAGUAAUGUGGGGAUGCCAUGCCUGCUUGGUGCAUGCGUG
Messenger RNA from Aspergillus brunneoviolaceus CBS 621.78, 690 nucleotides. RefSeq lists its product as uncharacterized. Gene Ontology annotation, molecular function: proton-transporting ATPase activity, rotational mechanism. Bases 1 to 489 code for a protein of 162 amino acids. The record is from RefSeq and is a predicted model, not a curated record. NCBI's taxonomy places the organism in Eukaryota, Fungi, Ascomycota, Eurotiomycetes, Eurotiales, Aspergillaceae. Gene Ontology annotation, cellular component: vacuolar proton-transporting V-type ATPase complex. The transcript is spliced from 6 exons. Gene Ontology annotation, biological process: proton transmembrane transport.